AUGCUAUCACGGUUUCCAGGGUCGCUCGUGAACAGAGCUUUGCGCAGCCGACUUCUCUCCGCACAGCAAUACCGGGCGACGAUUUCAGCACGACGACUUCCACAGCCAUUGAUUGCAUCAAGACUAUACAAUGAUUCGUCCCUCAAACAAAACUCCCGGAGUACCUACGAUACUCGCCCCGAUGACCGGACUUUUCGGAAGCGCGGUUUUCCAUCUGCGCCAGGGAAUAAAAGGACGGAUAGACGGACUGAGUUCUUCAAAACAGCAAAGGGAAGAGCAGCCUUGAUGGAUAUUGCAUCAGGCCGGGCUGUAGGUCGUCAGCAUGAUGAUGACGAGGUUGCGGAGAUCGGGGGUCGGGAGACUGAGGCUGCUGAAGCCGAAGAGGCAGCGGACAAUCCAUUUGAAUUUGAUAUCUCUGAUACUCCGGAUGAUGAGGUUCCGGAUAGUGAGGCUCCCGGGGUUGAUGCACCUCGUGGAAAAACUUUCGAUAGAAGAUCCGAUCGUGAUUCCCCGAGAGCGAAAGUCACACCCAAGAUUAUCAAUAUGGAAUUGAAAUGGAUGACCGAUCCGAUGGACUUGACGCAGCGGGUUGAGCGCCUUUUACAAAUCGACGAUGCGGACAAGGCUGCCGCACUGGUCAGGGCUGCAACGGCGAAGGGCAUGAGAACCGGUAGUGCCUGGGUACUUCUUAUGAGAUAUUGCUUUGAGAUGGACCAUCCGCAGGCUGCGUUUAAGUUCUGGAACGAUAUGAAAAAGCGUGGCGUGAAGCCGGGUGAAAAAGCGUACACGGCCAUGUUGACGGGUCUCAGUUCCGCGACAGUCACAAAGUCUCCGGCUACGAUGAAGAUUGCGGAAUCUAUCUACCGCUCGAUUAGCGCUCCCAAUUCUGGAGUCGAGCGUAGUAUCAUCCACACCAAUGCGAUGCUUUCAGUUUGUCAUCGCCAUGGUGAUAUGGAUCAGCUGUGGAAGAUUAUCGCCGACACACCGGAAGAGGGACCAAAUUCUCCCGAUACUACCACUUAUACGAUCAUCUUAAACGCUGUCCAAUUUGCGAGCCGCCGCGAUAUCGCUAAAAUGAGUCCCGAUGAUAUUGAUGUGAUUCUCCAACGAAAGAAACAAGUUAUCACCGAAGGCAAGCGGAUUUGGGCCGAUGUCAUCUGGCAGUGGAAGAACAAAACCCUAGAACUUGACAAUCAAGUUGUUAGCGCCAUGGCCAGCUUGCUUCUGGAUGGCGCCAGUGAUAUGGAUUGUUACAAUGUCCUCGAGCUGUACAAGCAGACCAUGGGGAUUCCCAUAUUGCAAAAGCGGCCCGCCGAGGGCGCGAGCAGCACGCGUCGCAGGAUCAGUCGUGAGGACCAGCAAGCCAUACAGAAUGCCGAGGCAGCUCGACAAGAACAGCUGGAAGAUGUUCCGUUUGUAGAUGAGAAUAACCAGCCAUUGGAUUCAUCGAGUUCAUCAGUGCCAUCAACUCCGCAAGUUGAAGCAGAGGUGGCAAACGUGGAAGAAGCGGAGGACUUCUCGGAACUCUUCAGCCCUGUCGUCCCCGAUACGGAGGGUCUAGAAUACCUUCGACCAGACAGCAAAGAACUGACUCAUAUAUUGAGUGCCUGCUUUACCAUGACCCAAGGCCUUGAGGGUGGUCAGGCCUAUUGGAGUUAUCUGACCCUGAAAGACAUCCCCCACCGCUUCGAACCUGACACAUACACCUAUAUCCAAUACUUCCGCCUCCUCCGCCUCUCUCGCUCCAGCAAGGUCUGUGUCAAAACCUUGCGGGAUCAGAUGAUUCCCUCCGGCCAAGCAACCGGAUUAGCAUUCCACCUCGCUCUCAGCGUCUGCCGCCGUGAUCGGCGCAACAGCUCCAUCCUCCUGCACACAAACGAGCUGAUGUCUCUGAUGGACAAAGUCCUGGUUCUACCCGAGCUCCGAGUCCUCGACGGAUACUUGAGCAUUAUCCAGAAACUGGCUGACUCCCCUUCCUUCCUCCUCAACCUAAGAGGCCUCGAAGACGAAGCUUCCGACUCCACCAAAGAGAAGAAAAAGUCCUCACUGCCAGCUCUGAACAGGAAAUUCCAAGUGAGACUGCGACUAACCGCCAUCAACGUCCUACGCCCCUAUAUCCUCCAGCUACACACGGCUCUGGAGAGCGUCCUUGGGCUCGGACACCUGGAUAAGAGCCCGAGAUAUCGCUUCCCGAGGGAUAAGGAAGGCGUUGAGGCUCCUCUCGACGGUACGACAGCUGUCAAGCUAAUGGCGUCCGUCCGUCUGCUAGUCGACGAGACGCUGCAUCUGGAUGCCUCCAAGAAUCUCAUCACGAAAGCCGAGCGCGAGGCGCUUGCCGCUGACUCGGCCAGGCUGAAGAAGUAUUCUGGCAGGCAGACCAUUGAGGCUCUCCAGAAAAAGAAGAUUUACCCCACGUCGCAGCAGCUGCAGGAGGGUCGUCAGCGCAUUAGGGAAUAUCUGCGGGCUGCUCAACAGUCUAGUGAGCCGAGUUGGGGCUCGGCACAGCGGAAAGCAGAGGCUAAUUGA
Penicillium bovifimosum is the source of this 2526-nucleotide messenger RNA. Its product is annotated as pentatricopeptide repeat-containing protein. The record is from RefSeq and is a predicted model, not a curated record. The transcript has 2 exons. Bases 1 to 2526 code for a protein of 841 amino acids. Lineage: Eukaryota; Fungi; Ascomycota; Eurotiomycetes; Eurotiales; Aspergillaceae. Gene Ontology annotation, molecular function: protein binding.